AUGCUCAUGACAGAGACUGCUGCGUCGGCGCAAUUUUAUCCUCAGAAGAACAAUACCCAGUACGCGCGCAAGAGAUUGCCGCACGACCAACCCCUCGACUACCACGCCGAAACAGACCCGAGUCACUUGACAGCCACUUCCAACAUGAAUGGCAUUGCGGGCACUGCCCCACAGGGCAACAUGUACGUCCGCGCCUUGUACGACUACGAAGCGGAGGAUCGAACGAGCUUGACCUUCAACGAAGGCGACGUCAUUUGCGUUCUCAACAGAUUGGAGACCGGAUGGUGGGACGGCGUUUUGAACGGUGUGCGCGGUUGGUUCCCCUCCAAUUAUUGUGAGGUCAUCACAAACCCGGACGAGAUGCCGCAGGUAGAAGACGAACCAUUGGGAGAGGAAGACGAACAUGAGUUUGAAGAACAGUUCGACGACGAAGAGGACGAGUCGGAUCACGAUGGAACAAACGGGCUGCCUCUCGAGGGCACGCAACCUGGCGACAAGUCGAGAGCCGAUUUCUGGAUACCACAAGCAACUCCAGACGGCCGCUUGUUCUACUACAACAUGAUGACGGGUGACCGCAGCAUGGAACUUCCUCUUGAGUCCCCCGUGUCGGCCAGUGAGACUGGGCCCCGAGACCGUAUGAACGUCAGCAUACCAGAUCGAACACGCCCGCCACCUGAGAUGAUGGCCCGCGGUUUGACGCAGGACGAAGACGAGGAUUCAGAAACGAACUCAGCAUCUGAGAUGGAGGGCGAGUCACUAAUGCUUGCCUCUCGAGGUUCAGGGACUCGCAAUCGUCGCUCACAUAACGAGAGCAGCCUGUCGCCUUCAACCUCGAUGGACUCUAUGAAUGGAGCUUCCCCCGCGGCCCGUCUGAAAGGCGAUCCCUUUACCACCCAGACCCUGGGCGUGACACCAACACCCAUGAUCGCCUCGGCCACUUCGUUUACCAGCACGUCAUACAAUGCACCGCCAACAAGUACCGUACCGCGCUCGUUCUUUGACGAUGGUUCGACUCCACCCUUGACGUGGACGCGCCUUGUCUCCAACAUGCGACGAGCCGUAGAUCGCUAUCGCGAAGCCAUAACAAACAACAGCCGCUCCGAGUAUGUCGCACGUGCCGAAGACAUCUCAGAUCAUCUUAGACUGCUUCUUGCCGCUGGAUCUGGUACUACGGACAACCAUUCCGGUCAGCCAUCAAUUAUAUCGACAAACAAAGCCCUCUACCCUCAUUUCCGAGACAUGAUGUCCAAGUUCUCGAAGCUCGUCAUCUCUUCUCAUAUCGCUGCCGCGGAUUGGCCAAACGCCGAAUCGGUCCAGAAAUGCCUGCAAGAAGCCGAUGGUGUCCUGCUUGGCGUCUUCAGCUACGUUGAGAUUGCUCGGCAGCAGCGUGGAGAGGAAAUUCCACGACUGUUUCCCGGGUUCGUCGUCGGCAGUUCCACGGGUGGCAGUUGGCAAAACAAUGGACUAGGACCACGGGACCCUAUUACCGCGAAUUUUCUUGAGGACGAGGAGGGCGUCAUCGAGCCUACUGCUGGACUCGACGGCAAGCUGCUUGAGAGACUAGACGAGCUGAAACGCAUGCUCGUCUUUAGUAUUCGAGAGCUGGACAAGAACCUCGUCGUUGCCGAAAAGAUAGUGACGCCUUUCAGACACGAGGUCAUUGGAAAUAAUGUCUGCUCGGCCGGGAGCAAAGUUCUGGAGACUUUCAAGCCUUGGAUCGCAAUGGUUGAAUCUAUCAACAUGUCAUCCUUAGGCAACAGCUUCCAGACGCCCCAGCUAGCCGACUUCAGCGUCAACAAACAGAGUCUCUACGACAACAUCUCCGAUUUGCUACUGGCUUGUCAAGCUGUAGCAGGGCCGCUCGCAGAUGAAUGGGCAGAGGUCCGAGGCGAAGCCCUGGAAAAUCGACUCGAAUACGCCAGGCAGUGCGCCAAGGCUCUGGAGACGAACUCUUCCCACGUCGGUUUCUCUCUGCAACUUUUGUCAGAGCAGGUUUCCAUCAACCAGCAGCAGCAGCAACCUCAAGCACCAGCUCAAGCUCAAGCUCAAGCCCCGCCUCAACAUCAACUACAGCAGCUAGAACCUGCGCCAAGAGAUGUUUUCUCGCAACGUGAUCAGCUCCGAAGGGGUGAAACUAUGCCGUAUGAACGUCCGCACCAACGCAGCGAGUCCAGGACAGCCCCAACGCGCCCUCCGCUGCUGACCUCACAUUCGUUCAGCGAAGGUGACCCCACAGGCGGUAGCUUCAGGGGGGAUUACUCCAAGGUCAAGAAAAUCCUGGGAGAUGACCCGAACCCUCAGAGCUCCGUGCAGCAGCAACUCGAUGAUACGCCUGACUUCUUACUCCUGGACUUGGAGGCUGAUCUUUCAUGGGAUACGAAAACGCAGCCUCCGACAGUCAAAGGAGGCACGCUGCUGGCCCUCGUAGAGCAACUGACGCGCCACGACAAGUUGGACUCUAACUUUAACAAUACCUUUCUUCUCACAUAUCGAUCUUUCACUUCAGCAAGAGAGCUCUUCGAGCUUCUUGUUGGUCGUUUCGGCAUUCAGCCGCCGGAAGGACUGGCACCCACUGAUUUCGAGCUUUGGAGAGACAAGAAACAAAAACUCAUUCGUGUGCGUGUAGUCAACAUUCUGAGGAGCUGGUUCGACAACUUCUGGAUGGAGGAUUUCAACGAAGAGUCCAAGCAGUUAAUACGCGAUGUCUAUGCCUUCGCUCGGGAAACCGUCAAAUCCACCGAAACACCUGGUUCAGCGCUCCUCAUGUCGAUAUUGGACCAGCGCCUAAGUGGUAAGGAAGCAGGCACUCGACGCAUCAUUCAGACGGCCAACCAGAGCACGCCUGCGCCCAUCAUGCCGAAGAACAUGAAGAAGCUUAAGUUCCUCGACAUUGAUGUUACCGAGUUUGCCCGCCAGCUUACGAUCAUCGAGUCGCGACUCUAUGGCAAGAUCAAACCAACCGAGUGCCUGAACAAGACGUGGCAAAAGAAGGUUGCCGAUGGGGACCCUGAACCAGCACCCAAUGUCAAGCUUCUGAUUCUUCACUCUAAUCAGAUGACGAAUUGGGUCGCUGAGAUGAUCCUAGCCCAAAUGGAUGUGAAGAAACGCGUCGUUGUCAUCAAGCACUUUGUUGCGGUCGCUGAUAAAUGCCGGAGUCUCAACAACUUCUCUACCUUGACGUCCAUUAUCUCAGCCCUCGGGACUGCGCCCAUUGCCCGCCUGAAACGUACAUGGGACCAGGUCCCUCAGCGAACCCAGGGUGUACUGGAGAACAUGCGACGACUCAUGGCCAGCACCAAGAAUUUUGGCGAGUAUCGCGAGUCGCUUCAUGUGGCAAAUCCACCAUGCAUCCCCUUCUUCGGUGUCUACCUGACCGAUUUGACUUUUAUCGAGGAUGGUAUCCCAUCAAUCAUCAAGAAAACCAACCUCGUCAAUUUUGCCAAAAGGUCGAAGACAGCUGAGGUCAUUCGUGAUAUCCAGCAGUACCAAGCCGUAGGAUAUUCUCUGCAGCCGGUCCCCGAACUACAAGAGUAUAUAAUCUCAAAUAAGCAAGCUGCUGGCGAUGUGCAUGAGAUGUACGACAAGAGCUUGCAGGUUGAGCCUCGCGAGCGAGAAGACGAGAAGAUUGUCAGAGUUCUUGCAGAGUCGGGCUUCCUCUGA
This is a messenger RNA of Verticillium nonalfalfae, 3660 nucleotides long. RefSeq lists its product as uncharacterized. Gene Ontology annotation, biological process: positive regulation of GTPase activity; Ras protein signal transduction. The coding region runs from base 1 to 3660 and encodes 1219 amino acids. Gene Ontology annotation, molecular function: guanyl-nucleotide exchange factor activity; protein binding. NCBI's taxonomy places the organism in Eukaryota, Fungi, Ascomycota, Sordariomycetes, Glomerellales, Plectosphaerellaceae. The transcript is spliced from 5 exons. The record is from RefSeq and is a predicted model, not a curated record. Gene Ontology annotation, cellular component: plasma membrane.